Penicillium crustosum is the source of this 2430-nucleotide messenger RNA. RefSeq lists its product as uncharacterized. NCBI's taxonomy places the organism in Eukaryota, Fungi, Ascomycota, Eurotiomycetes, Eurotiales, Aspergillaceae. Gene Ontology annotation, biological process: carbohydrate metabolic process. Gene Ontology annotation, molecular function: beta-glucosidase activity. The record is from RefSeq and is a predicted model, not a curated record. The coding region runs from base 1 to 2430 and encodes 809 amino acids. The transcript has 4 exons.
AUGGAUUUGAAUUCAGUGCAAGAUCUCAAGGAUGUGCUCCGACCUGACUUCUUCCAUGGGUACGCCACAGCAGCAGCCCAAAUAGAAGGCGCCUGGAACAAGGACGGCAAAGGCGUGUCAAUCUGGGAUACCUUCGGCCACACACCGGGCAAAAUCGCCGAUGGAAGCACAGCCGAUGACGCCGUCCGAGCCUACGACUUCUACCGCGAAGAUGUGGCGCUCAUGAAGUCCUACGGCGUAAAUGCCUACCGCUUCUCUCUAUCCUGGUCCCGAAUCAUCCCCCUUGGCGGCCGCGACGACCCCGUCAACGAACAAGGAAUCAAAUUCUACUCCGAUCUCAUCGACGAGCUCCUCCGCAAUGGAAUCACCCCCUUCAUCACUCUAUUCCACUGGGAUAUCCCCCAAGCCCUGGAAGAUCGGUACGGAGGCAUGCUGAACCAGGAAGCCUACACGCCGGACUUUGUGCGCUACGCCCGCGUCUGCUUUGAGCGCUUCGGUGACCGCGUCAAGCACUGGAUUACAUACAACGAGCCGGGAGUCUAUACCCUCGCCGGGUAUGCCGCGGGCGUGCACGCACCAGGUAGAUCAUCUUUCCGUGAGCGCAAUGCCGAGGGGGAUUCAUCCACAGAGCCGUUCACCGUCGCGCACACUGAACUCGUCUCGCAUGGUCAUGCUGUGCGCUUGUACCGGGAGGAGUUCCAGCCCCAGCAGAAGGGAACUAUUGGUAUCACACUGCAUGGUAAUUGGUCCGAGCCGUGGGAUGAGGAGGACCCACGCGACCAAGAAGCUGCGGAGCGUGCGCGCGAGUUCGAGAUUGCUUGGUUUGCGGACCCGUUGUACAAAACGGGUGAUUAUCCUGCGUCGAUGCGGGCGCAGCUCGGUGACCGAUUGCCGAGGUUCACGGAGGAGGAAUCGAAGCUUGUGUUCGGGAGCUCGGACUUCUAUGGUAUGAAUAGCUAUACGACUUUCUUUGUGAAGCAUACAACAUCUGCGCCUGAUAUCAAUGACCAUAAGGGUAAUGUGGAGAUCUUUGAUGAGAAUAAGCAAGGUGUGUCUCGCGGGGAGGAAAGUGAUACCCCGUGGCUGCGGGCCGCCCCUGGGGGAUUCAGGAAGUUGUUAAAUUGGAUCUAUAAACGAUACCAGAUGCCAAUUUAUGUGACUGAGAAUGGUACCACCGCCAAGGGUGAAACAGCCCCCACGCCUGAGGUUCUGAAUGAUGAGUUCCGCAUCAGAUUCUUUGAGGGCUAUGUUGGCAAUGCGCUGGCGCGUGCUGUGAAGGAAGACGGAGUUGAUAUCCGGUCUUACUUUGCUUGGACAUUCACUGAUAACUGGGAAUGGGCCGCUGGGUAUGCGGAUCGCUUCGGUUCCACAUUUAUCGACUUUGAGUCCGAAGAAAAGACUCGCUAUCCCAAGCAGUCUGCCUAUUACCUGGACAACCAGAUAUCUAUCUACGACUUUAUGUUCCAGAACACCUCAAAACUAGCCUGGAAAGAUGUGCGCGAAGUCGCAACUGAAUUCCAGCCCACCCUCCAGAGCCUAACACCUCAUUUAUUCACGGAGAUGGAAGGUAUCGCCGAGGGUGCUGGGCUAGAUGUGCUCGACAUAAUUGCGCUCAACUGCCGAAGUGAGAUAGCACUAGGCCGAUUUUCCGACGGCUGCACAACACUCAGCUGGAAGAAAAGUGAGACGACACGAGUGCUCUCACAGAACUGGGAUUGGACAAAGACUGUCAAGAAGAACCUCGCGAUGGUAUCAAUUGAACAGGCUGGGAAACCUACUAUCUAUAUGAUUGCCGAGGCAGGAAUCGUCGGCAAGAUUGGAUUCAAUGCCAACGGCGUCGGAACUUGUCUCAAUGCAAUUCGCGCCAAACCGAUGAUUAGUAGCAAAGUCCCGAUCCAUGUUGCGCUUCGGUUGUGUUUGGAGAGUACUUCUGUCGAUAAUGCCGUGAAGACCCUCGAGUCUUUGGGUGGUGUCGCCUCUGCUCAGCAUAUCCUUUGUGCGGACAGUACCAAAGCACUAGGGCUUGAGCUAUCACCAGUUGGAGACAAGCAUAUCCUCGAGGAUGCAUCCGGGAUUAUUAGACAUACUAACCACUUCCUUGAGAAUCGCUAUGUGAAUGAGCCGCCCUGGCUAUCUGGGUCACCUAUCCGGCUUCAGCGGCUAGGGGAGUUGACGCAGGAGUUAAUUCAGGAUGGUGUUCAGGGCGACGCUAUCACACCCGCUUUAUUGCGAGAACGUAUCUUCUCCGAUACGUAUAACAAGCCUCAGGCACUAUGUUGCGAGGAGGAUCCAUCGCGCCAUAUCUCGAGUAGAAGUAGUUCUUUGUUCAAUAUUGUUAUGAACUUGGACCCGAAGAAUCUGGGAGCGGAGGUGGUCUUUGGAAGGGUUGGGUCUGGAGAGGAAGGGCCUGUGUUGACAAUGCCUUGGUGA